Molecule: messenger RNA, 5579 nt
Organism: Anarrhichthys ocellatus (wolf-eel)
Lineage: Eukaryota; Metazoa; Chordata; Actinopteri; Perciformes; Anarhichadidae
Exons: 6
Coding region: 2646-3542 (298 amino acids)
Biological process (GO): T cell activation; interleukin-15-mediated signaling pathway; positive regulation of ERK1 and ERK2 cascade
Cellular component (GO): external side of plasma membrane; membrane raft
Molecular function (GO): MHC class II protein binding; protein tyrosine kinase binding
Source: RefSeq, a predicted model, not a curated record
AGAAUGCAAAUUUAAGGCAAUUCCGCAUUGGCUACAAGUAGAGUUAAAAGAGGAGAUGCGUUAUAUCAUUGAGGUUUAACACAUUCUGGGUCAGAAUAGCCAGAAAAGCAUGCUAGCUUGCAUCCGGCCAAAUGCGACCGGAUGCAGUAGGACAUCUUUGUAUUUUUGUCAUUUUGCAUUUGACUACAUACUGUGACAUACUAAACGCACAGGCAGUGUCAGUCUCUCUUCUGCAUUGACAGGUUUGUCUGCGUCCACCAUGCAGUCUCAAUGGCCAGGUUGUGAUCACUCACUUUGUAUUUAGGUCUAUUCAGUGCUAAAAACUUUUAAGUUUACUUUGUGUUUUUGUAGUACAUGUCCAAACAACUGGUGUACUGUUUGAUCCAGAUUGUGUGAGGGUUUGUACUGCCCUGUCACUCACUGUAGUCUCCACCUGUCUCUCUCUCCCCCCCCCCAUCAGCCACCAGACGUCAAUCACAAAUCGACCUUUAUUUGAUUAAUGCCUCAUUUCAGGAUCCUCGUCAAGUCCCCGCUUCGCUGCACACGGUCACUAAAGGUGAACUCUCUUAAAAAGAGCGUAGCCGUUGCAUCUACAUUUCAAAUCACUGACUGUACGGCCGCGCCAGAGAUGUGAUCGGCCUGCAGGUUGAGCACUGCAAACGUGGUCACAGUCAGAUCAAGAGACCUUUAAAGCUCUGUUUAUGAAGAGCUACCUGACAUUAUCAAUUUUACCCGCAGUGACUGUGUCCCCUUCAGCUGCAGCGGGUGACAACUGAUCAAACAGUAUAGCCGUGUUAGUCUCUGUCCAUAUAUCACCGUGUGUGCUAGCGUGUGCUCUUUGUGUGCCCAAUUAGUGUCAAAUGUGACACCGUGGUUUGAUAUCUCAACUCAACAAGCACACUUUGAUGAGAUCACUGCGAGCAAUAACAAUAAGAUUAGCACACAGAAACACAGUCGAUUCACGAUCCUGGUGUGAGCUGGUUAUAAAAUCCCUGAAGCCAUGUAGAUUUCUCUCCCUCGCUCUCUCUCUCUCUCUCUCUCUCUCCCUCUGUGUAGAAAUGAUUCAGCAGUGGGCAAGUGAAGUGCAGACGUGCAUGCAGUAUCAUGCGAUAGUUUGGGAGCACUUCUGUGAUGGGUGAGCAGAAUUGUUGGACCAUGCAAACACAACCUCCCUUUUUCAUUCCUUCAACCGCCUUCUUAAAAAGGUUGUCGUUGCGAUACUUGUGCAUAACCAAAAACAUGUUGAUAUCCAAGUCUUCUGGGUCGGUCACGUGAGAUGACAGAGGUCCCAAAUGAGCCCUUUUCCCAUAGAGUUACAUUGGGGAAAGAGAUGUUUGUCAGCGGAUCAUUUUGUUUUUCAGGUAAACCAGCUUCGAUGGAGUUUGACCAACACGUCUGCCUCCAUCAGACACCACCGGUCAUAAUGUUCUGUGAUGCCAUGUUCCAUUUUCCUCAGAAACAACACUGACUAUUCAUUAUCACCCAAAUUAGCUUUAACUUGCAACUGAAGUCCUUAUCUGAUUUGUUUCUGAAGAACUGAACUGAGUAAUGUCACACCUAUUGAAGUAUAAGGGAGAUUAUAAAAAUACAUUACACCUUACAUCGCUUCCUCUCGGCCUGCUGGUUGGUGACACCUCACUCCUGCAGACUAAACAGGCUCUGACAGUAGCUGCAUGUGUGCAUGUGGAUGCAUACAGUAUAUAUAUGUGUGGAAUGUGGAAUGAAUAUUCCACUAAUAACGUAGUUUACAUGCAGAUGUGCAUACCUCAUAACCGGUGGUGGACUUGUUGGACCAUGCAAACACAACCUCCCUUUUUCAUUCCUGCAUGUUGAUAUCCAAGUCUUUCAUAGUGUUUAAAAGCAGGUGUGUUUGUUCUUCCCAACAGAAACGUGGGCUUUUCUUUUCGGCGUGCAUCUCUGCAAACCAAUCGGCUAGCUCGGUGUACAACUCACAGAGCCGGCCGUAAACAGGCAAGAAACCGCGUGUCGUAAACUAGGAUGAAGAUGCAUAUUCUGAAUGCGCUGUAUGUCCAAAGAAUGCUCCUGAAACCGGAAUAAUAUUGGAAUAUCACACGGGACUUGACAGGAAAUGCUAAUGUUAAUUCCAGAUACUUGAUGUCAGUGUGAACUUCACACCUGCUCAUGUCGGCCAUAAGUGCAUAAAAAAAGCAAAAAGUGAUGUAUGAGAGAACAGAGGGAGGAGGAAGUGACACUUUACUACUAUAGGACGUAGAUUCAACGUUCGUCUUUAAGAUGGAACAAGUUCAGAGACGAGUAGAAGAAGCAGAGAGACAAGAGACGGAGAGGAACGAUGGCUGAAUUCAGAUGGAUUCAAAUCUCUUUAUUUCUGAUUCUGGUGCCUCAGUUUACAGGUAAGAAUACAUAUAAUGUGUAUAUGACGACAGAAACAUUAAAAAAGCUUAUUUAUUAGUAUCAUUAAUGUUAUUUUAUUGCCUAACCUUCAUUUAAAGAAGACAGACAAGUAGUCUGUUUGUUUUCCAUCGAGGUGAAUAGUGAGUUUAAUGAACUCUUAGAAACCAACGAUGAGGCACAUUUGUAAACUGUUGUUGAAUCUAAAACUAUCUUCACACUGAUAUUAAAAGUCAUGUUUUUAUUUCUCUCUCAUAUUCUCAGCAGCAUUCUUCAUGGGACUCUUACGAAUACGUUUAUUCUCCGCCAUUGUCAGAGAUGGAGAUGAAGUCACUUUGCCUUGUAACAGUGUGAUAGAUGAUCAUAAGAACUGUAACUCUACUGAGUGGCUCUUCACUGAUUCAGCAGAAUCAACAGGAGCAAAGCUGGUUAUAAAUGGGACGAUUGUUGAAGAAGCCAACGCUAAAUCAGACAGACUGAGUGUUUCAGAGAACUGUUCUCUGGUUAUAAAGAAUGUCACAGAGGAAGAUGGUGGUGUUUAUAUCUUCAGUUCAGGACAACAACAUGCUCUGGUUCAUCUGGCUGUUUUUACCUUGACUGAACACGAGGACAAUGAUGAGGUGACGUUGAACUGCUCUCACACGACAUAUGACCAAUGUGUACGAACAGUGAAGUGGCUGCUUCAUGGUCAAGAUGUUGAUGAAGACAACAAAGACAUUAAGACGUCACAGUCUCACUGCACCGUCUCUCUGACGUUUCUGACUUCUUAUUCCAGUUACACAUCAAGGUUUAAUUCAUUUAAGUGUGGAGUGACCGAGGGUGACAAAGUGCACCAGUUUUCUUUCAGAAAUUUGCCCUCAGGUGAAGACGCAAUAACAGCAACAACUGAGUCAACACCAACUGAAGACGGCAGAGAAGCAGCUAACACCACGACACCUUCUGCAAUCAGUGACGCUUCACCAAAACUACAAAGCUGGUGGAGGUUCAUCUUUGUGUCUGUUGGAUUAGCAGCACUCAUAAUAAUAGCUGUGGCCGUCAACAUGUGGGCAAGAAUUAUAGAGAAGAAAACACAGAUGGAUCAAAUCGCUGUGCGUUAUGAUGGAGAAGAUGAUUCAGUGACCUAUGAAAACAUCAGACAUCAGAAAACAUCAUCCUCCAUCAGACUCCACUGAUCUACUCGUCAUGAUUUACAUGAGUGGUUAUAGAUUGGAAAUAAGAAGAAGAAAAUUGUCACAACAAACGUCAAUGAUAACUACACAAUACAUGACCUAAUUUGACCCCAAAUGUGAUGCUAACGCUAGCUGUUGUGGUUAGCUCUGUUCUGUGACCAACAUAUAAUGUUUCAAGUGCAGAUCAGCUUCAUUACCAUUUCCAUCGUAUCCCAGCUGCUGCUGAUCUCGAGCCAUAUAUUGUCCUUUAUUGGGCUGUUGAGGUCGUCGCUGUGUUUCUGGUACAAUAUUGGGUGAUGAGAAACCAAAUUGAUAAAACAUUCCCUAUUAUGGCAGCAAGCUGCAUGGAGCUGGUGGUAUGGCAUCUCUCGGAACAAAGGUUUUCAUUGGUCAAACAUAUUUCAACAGGUGGAAAUCAUCUGAAAUCGAGGUCCGUCAGAAUAUGUUCCACAGUGGUGAUGAAGCAUUCAUAAGAACCCCCCAAAAAUCAGUGUUUGUACAUUUCUGUUAAUAUUUUUCAGAUAAAUUCGUGCUUGGUGUGAAAUGUCUUUUAUUAUUUUAUUUUAGUCCAGUGUCUUUUCCUGCAUCAGUUGUAAAAGUGUUUCUCAUCUGCAGCCCGUUCAGAACACAGCAGCUGGAUUUUAACUUCAUUUAACAAGAAACAACAUUUGACUUUUGUUAAUUUCCUUAAACUGUCUCCCAGCUGAACAUUUCACAGCUGAUUUUAAGGUUUACUGCUUGUUUUUGAGGCUGCAGCAGCUUGAGCUCAGUUUCUUGUCUCUGUGUACAUUUUAACCCACCUUCAUUUAGCAUUAAGUGUUUGAAUGUGUUUUCAGACUAAACACAAUCAAAGACUUUGGAAGCAUCAAUAAAUCACAUAAAAUAUAAUAAGUGUUGUCCUCUGUUUGUUCAGUAAUUCCUUUCAGGCACAGGUCAGUGCCGUCUUCAGCUUUAUAACCCACCGGAUUAUCUUUGGAACUAAUAAACUCAUUUAAUCUAACCAGGAGAAUUCUCCCUCUGACUUUUGACAGCAGGGUUAAAGCUGCGGGCCUGUGAUUAUCUGAGCUGCCUGCUUUACCAGCUUUGUCCGUAAUGACUGGCACCAACAGAACAGCAACAUUGAUCAGUAACAAGCCAUGAAUCAUAAAUUCAUCAUAAAAUCCUCUACUGGCUUAUUACUUACUUUAACCCUUUGUAGUGAACUGUGUUUUGUAUUUUCCUUCAUUCUCUAGAGUAAUUAUAAUAAUGGCUUUCAUGAUGGACGGUGGAUAUUCACACAAUACGGAGGUCUUGUUAAAUUCAUAAUUGUUAUUAAUUGCUAUUAUCCAUUCAUAUCAAAUGUUUUAUCAAAGAGAAUUUCAAAAGUGUGGAAGCUUUUUGGUGAGAUGUCACAGACCGAUUGACAAGACAAGAGCAGCUACAACGCAGUCACACGGCAGUUUGUGAAAUAGUUAUGAAAUGCAAACUAUUGGUUUCCUGUACAGGGACAAGAAAUAUCCGGUUGUUUUCCAUGUCACGCGGCACGACUUGUUUUCGACCACAACGUUUAUUAUCAUUAUCUGAUUAGUUUCUGAAGAACUGAACUGAGUAAUUUCACACCUGUUGAAGUAUAAGGGAGAUUAUAAAAAUAUAAUGACUUCGCUUCCUCUCGGCCUGCUGGUUGGUGACACCUCACCCCUGCAGACUAAACAGGCUCUGAUAGUAGCUGCAUGUGUGCAUGUACAUGCAUAUAUGUGUGUUGUGUUUGCAGACCAUGUGCUUGUAUAUUUUAUGAGCAUGUUUGGAUUUUUGUGUAUUCCUGCAUGCAUGUGUAGAAUCUUUGUUACAUCCUGUUUUAUUUUGGUGUUUCCUGUUCGAGGGUUGGGGUUGUUGAGGAUCUGCUCUCUCUCUCUCACUUCUGCGAUGGCCGAGCAAAAUAACGCGGCCCACGACCUCCCAACAGCCUCAUGUCCUCCAUUACCAGAAGCCUGAAGAGAUAACAAGAUUAGCAUAAGCACUUUUAGUAAGUCAGUGUGAAUGGGAGCCUUAAAGAGGCUUAAA